Molecule: messenger RNA, 2735 nt
Organism: Impatiens glandulifera
Lineage: Eukaryota; Viridiplantae; Streptophyta; Magnoliopsida; Ericales; Balsaminaceae
Product: formin-like protein 11
Exons: 4
Coding region: 177-2441 (754 amino acids)
Biological process (GO): actin nucleation; actin cytoskeleton organization
Molecular function (GO): actin filament binding
Source: RefSeq, a predicted model, not a curated record
UCCCAAAGGCUUUGUAGAUGUACAACAGUAAAUCAAAAUGGGUUAAAAAAAUGACAUGAUAAAGAAGAAAGAGAUGGGUCAUCACCAUCAUCUUCUCUCUUCAUAUUAUUAUUCUCAUGAAAAGGAGAUUGUUUGAUUGAUUGUUCAUGAUUUAUGUAUGAGCCUGAGAGCAAAACAUGGCUUCUGCAAUCCACCUUUUCUACUUCUUCUUCUUCAUCAUUACCACCACCCAUUUUCUGUUUGUUUCCGCCAUUAAUGCACACAAUCCAGAUGACUUCAACUCAAACCAUCCCCACCAUAUCCAGAAAGUUGCUGGAAUGGAUGACAGAGAACAAGAUGAAAGCCUAUUCUUCAUAAAGUUCAGAACUUUCCUUGGACUAACAAAUUCCAAUGGAAAAAACGAAGCUCAAUCCCCGUCUCCAGCACCAGCUCCGGCCACACAUUAUCCUCGGCCGGUCCAUGAAGUUCCAAUUCCGAUACCGGAACAAGAUUUAAGAAGAAGGAAUGACGGUGGAAUAAAGAAAAUACUGGUGGCAAUUAUUAUCUCUUCAGCAUUCAUCUUGAUGUUAAGUGUGUUUGGCCUCAUCUUGUUCUGCCAUAAGUAUUUGAAGGAGAAGAAGACAUCAACAACAACUACGAAUAUAAUAAUUUCAACAACGCAAGAGGAAGAAGGCAUUAAAAGUGUACCAACAAAAAUGGUAACCAAUCAAAGCAUCGAUCUUUUCUACAUUAACUCACUUCAAACUUCAUUAGAACCUCACCCAUUUCCUCUUAAAGAUACCCAUCAUUACGAAACCUUCCAUGAGCAGAUAAGAUCCAACUCCAACCUCGGGCGCGACUCAUCUUCCGUCGCAGACGCGGAGAUAAUCUCAAUCCACGACAGCGCAGACUCUGAAAAGUAUGAAUCUGACACCGCUGAGAAAUUGGAGCCUUCCGGUGAAGCUCAUUCAUCUGAUUUAUCGGAGUCUUUCCACUCUUCGUCUAGCAUGAGACUUUCCCCGCUUCCAUUGCCUCCUCCUCCUCCUCCUCCGAUGAACUUAACCAAUUGUGGUUAUCCAGUUUCUUCUUCUGCAUUACCACCUCCACCUCCUCCAUGCCCACCACCUCCUCCUCCGCUUAGUCUUGUAAAAAAACUGGCAUAUCCUCCAGCAUUGGGGAAAGAAAGAAGUCGAUUGCCGAAGCUGAAGCCUCUCCAUUGGGACAAAGUAAGAGCUGGACCACACCGUUCUACGGUUUGGGACAAGCUGAGAGGAAGCUCAUUCGAAUUCGACGAGGAAAUGAUUGAAUCUCUCUUCGGUUAUCAACUUAAAGAUUCAAACAAGGGAAUCAUCGAUGAAGCAAAUUGUUCGAGCCCUAAUAAUUAUACGAAGAAGAAGAAGCAUGUUCUUGAAGCCAAGAGACUUCAUAAUAUAACCAUAUUAUCUAAGGCUGUGAACGCCACAGCCGAUCAAGUCUCUGCUGCACUGCUAAAAGGUGAAGGAUUAUGCCUACAGCAGCUAGAAGCAUUAGCCAAAAUGACACUAACUAAAGAAGAAGAAUCUAAACUUUCAAAUUACAAAGGUGACGUUAACGAAUUAAGCUCGGCCGAACAUUUCGUCAAGAGAAUUCUCAACAUCCCCCUCGCCUUUCACCGAAUCGAAUCCAUGCUUUACAAAGAAACGUUCGACGAUGAGGCCGCCCUUCUCCACAAAUCCUUCUCAAUCCUGCAGGAAGCUUGCAAGGAAUUAAGAUCAAGCCGACUUUUCUUAAAACUACUAGAAGCGGUUCUCAAAACGGGUAACAGGAUGAACGAUGGAACAUUCAGGGGCGGGGCAAAAGCGUUCAAACUCGACGCCCUACUAAAACUAUCCGACAUUAAAGGGACAGAUGGAAGAACGACACUUCUCCAUUUCGUGGUUCAAGAGAUGAUCAGGUCGGAAGGAAUGAAUGCUUCCGAGAGCAUUAUGGGGAAGAUAUAUCAGAAAAGCGACGGAAAGAAUGCGGAGGAGAAGGAAGAAGAUUAUCGGAGGAUGGGAUUGGAUUUAGUCUCUAGCUUGAGCGUUGAACUUCAUAAUGUGAAGAAAACAGCCACCAUUGAUUUGGAUGUGCUCGCUACGUCCAUGCGGAACCUGUCGGAUGGAACGGUUAAGCUGAGGAAUCUGGUGGAGGAGCGGUUGGGGAAGGAUGAGAUGAGUAGGGAGUUUGUCAAGUUGAUGACGGUGUUUUUAUCUCGCGCUGAGAAGAGUGUGAAGGAGCUGCGUGUCGACGAAGAUGAGGUUUUGUCGAGCGUGGGGGAGAUUACCGAGUAUUUUCAUGGGGAUGUGAAUAAGGUUGAUGAACAAGGGAAUCCUCUUAGGAUAUUUGUCAUCGUGAGGGACUUUCUCGGUACAUUGAGUCAAGUUUGCCGAGAACUUAGAACUUCCAACUCCAACCCUACCAACCAUCUUUCUACCUUCCGGUAGAAAGAAUCGGUUCGGAGUAGAGCCAACCGAUGACUUUCUACUUAAGAAACAAACAUACAAUUCUUAUCCAUUGAAUUACAUGCAUUCAUUUUAUAUAAAUAUAUGAGAACUUUGGCCUAGAAAGUUAGGACUCAUUACACUUAAUCUACUUGAGUGAUUUGAGUUGAUUAAGAUAACUAUAUUAGAUAGAUAAUCUUUUGUCAAAUAAAGAAACAUAUAAAUAAUCUAAUAUACACUUAGUUUUCUAAGUUACAUAAAAUAUUAGUAAUAUGAACUUUUUGUUGUGAUUUCUCA